AUGGGCGAGUGCAGGUCAAAAGAAGCGUCCGUUACUUGUAAUCGUCGUAAGAAAAGGUGCUCAGAUGGCUUGCCGUGUGAAUAUUGCACCAGGAUCGGAAAACUCCUGGACUGUGAAUAUCGAACAAAGGUACCCUCUAAAACGGUAAGAGUUACUGAAAGAUACUUUAUAAACUUAAAGAGAUAA
Messenger RNA from Lachancea fermentati, 186 nucleotides. NCBI's taxonomy places the organism in Eukaryota, Fungi, Ascomycota, Saccharomycetes, Saccharomycetales, Saccharomycetaceae. The record is from the annotation of a GenBank genome assembly.